AGAGGAUUUGAUAAAGAGGAAGCAAUAAUGGGUUUUGGUAACUCAAGAUCUGUGAGAUUCCAAGAAGAUUCAGAAGUAACAAAGCCACAAACUGUUAAUGAAGAAUCUGGAGUUAAGGUCAAGUUCAAUAUCAAUGGAAUUCAGAUUCCUUGUAAAAAGAAUGUAAAGAUGAUGAGUAGAGGAAAGUCUUUGAAAGCUAAAGUACUCUCAAGAGUGUUCUCUGAGGAUUUUGAGAGAGUGAAAAGCAAAAUACUCGAUCCUCGUGGACAAACAAUAAGAAGAUGGAACAAGAUCUUUCUCAUAGCAUGUUUGGUCUCUCUGUUUGUCGAUCCUCUGUUUUUUUUCUUGCCGGUCAUGAGAAAAGAAGCUUGUAUCACCAUUGGAAUUAGACUCGAGGUGGUUCUCACGCUAAUUAGAUCUUUGGCCGAUGCUUUUUACGUCGCUCAGAUUGUUAUACGUUUUAGAACGGCUUAUAUCGCUCCUCCUUCACGUGUAUUUGGUAGAGGAGAACUCGUAAUUGAUUCAAGAAAGAUUGCUUGGAGAUAUCUCCAUAAAAGCUUUUGGAUUCAUCUAGUAGCUGCUUUACCUUUACCUCAGGUGUUGAUUUGGAUCAUCAUCCCAAAUCUAAGAGGCUCACCAAUGACAAACACCAAGAACGUUCUUAGAUUCAUCAUCAUUUUCCAGUAUGUUCCAAGGAUGUUCCUCAUAUUCCCGCUCUCUCGCCAGAUCAUUAAAGCCACUGGUGUUGUAACCGAGACUGCUUGGGCAGGAGCCGCCUACAACCUUAUGUUAUACAUGCUAGCAAGCCAUGUUUUAGGAGCUUGUUGGUAUUUGCUUGCAGUAGAGAGGCAAGAGGCUUGUUGGAGACAUGCUUGCAACAUAGAGAAACCGAUUUGUCAAUACAGAUUCUUUGAGUGCAGAAGACUAGAAGAUCCUCAGAGGAAUUCUUGGUUCGAAUGGAGCAAUAUAACGAAAAUAUGCGAACCGGGAACUAAGUUUUACGAGUUUGGUAUAUACGGAGAUGCAGUAACUACAACUCUUACAUCAUCAAACUUCAUAAACAAGUACUUUUACUGUCUCUGGUGGGGAUUAAAGAACCUCAGCUCUUUGGGACAGAAUCUUGCCACGAGCACUUACGCUGGCGAGAUUCUCUUCGCUAUCAUCAUUGCGACUCUAGGGCUUGUUCUCUUUGCAUUGCUUAUUGGGAAUAUGCAAACAUAUUUACAAUCAACGACAAUGAGACUCGAAGAAUGGAGGAUAAGGAGGACAGACACAGAGCAAUGGAUGCGACAUAGACAGCUUCCUCAAGAGCUAAGGCAAGCCGUGAGAAAAUAUGAUCAAUACAAGUGGUUAGCCACACGAGGAGUCGAUGAAGAAGCUUUACUGAUAAGUCUUCCUCUUGAUCUUCGAAGAGAUAUCAAACGCCAUCUCUGCUUCGAUCUUGUUCGCCGUGUUCCAUUGUUCGAUCAAAUGGAUGAGAGAAUGCUUGACGCGAUCAGCGAGAGGUUAAAACCGGCUUUAUGCACUGAAGGUACGUUUCUUGUAAGAGAAGGCGACCCGGUUAACGAAAUGCUCUUCAUCAUUCGAGGGCAUCUUGAUUCUUACACAACCAAUGGAGGCAGGACAGGGUUCUUCAACUCUUGUCUCAUUGGACCAGGAGAUUUCUGCGGCGAAGAGUUGCUUACUUGGGCACUAGACCCUCGUCCCGUUGUGAUCUUGCCGUCUUCUACACGCACGGUUAAAGCGGUUUAUGAGGUCGAAGCGUUUGCGUUGAGAGCUGAAGAUUUGAAGUUUGUGGCUUCGCAGUUUAGAAGAUUGCAUAGUAAGCAGUUGAGACAUAAGUUUCGGUUUUACUCGCAUCAAUGGAGGACUUGGGCGGCUUGUUUCGUGCAGGCUGCUUGGAGACGGCACAAGAAGAGGAAAUACGCGAGUGAGCUGAGGGUAAAAGAGGAAUUUCAAUGUAGGUUCGAGGCCGCGUCUGCGGCGGUUAGGCUAGCGGUUAACGGCGGGAAGUUUACUCGUAGCGGAUCGGAUUCCGGUAUGAUAUCUUCGAUUCAGAAACCAGUAGAACCGGAUUUUUCUAGUGAAUGAAACUGAGAUACGACUUUUUUUUAUUAUUUUGUUUUAAACUGUUUUU
Messenger RNA from Eutrema salsugineum, 2137 nucleotides. Its product is annotated as putative cyclic nucleotide-gated ion channel 15. The coding region runs from base 28 to 2091 and encodes 687 amino acids. The record is from RefSeq and is a predicted model, not a curated record. Gene Ontology annotation, cellular component: membrane. NCBI's taxonomy places the organism in Eukaryota, Viridiplantae, Streptophyta, Magnoliopsida, Brassicales, Brassicaceae. Gene Ontology annotation, biological process: transmembrane transport; potassium ion transport. Gene Ontology annotation, molecular function: voltage-gated potassium channel activity. The transcript has 7 exons.